Messenger RNA from Penicillium olsonii, 876 nucleotides. The record is from the annotation of a GenBank genome assembly. NCBI's taxonomy places the organism in Eukaryota, Fungi, Ascomycota, Eurotiomycetes, Eurotiales, Aspergillaceae.
AUGACUCGAAGUAUGAGAUGUUGGUUUUGCCUGCGAGGUUUGACCAACCGCUGCGUUAAUGGUUCGGCUUUUGGAACUCAAUUGCUUGACGGUGGUCAAGCAGAGUACGUCCGUGUUCCCUUCGCCGACGGUACUUUGCAGCAUGUGCCAGCCAACCUGGACGGGCGUCUGUUGAUCAUGAUGUGUGAUAUUUUCCCUACUGGAUACUAUGGAGCCCUCAGGGCUAUUGAAGGCCUUCUGACGCAGUACACCUCGAAGCUCACAAGCUUUUUGCCUGCUAAGCAAAACGGACGGAAUGACAAUGGCGAGUACGGCACCUCAGCCGAUGAAAGGCUUCGGCAAUCAACUAUUGCCGUUCUCGGGUGUGGGCCAGUGGGGAUAUGUGCCAUUGCUGCUGCUCGAUCGCAGGGUAUCGAGACCAUCUUUGCAAUCGACAGCGUUCAAGAUCGUCUAGCCGAGGCCGCAAGCUUUGGUGCCGUCCCGAUUAUCUUGGGCCGGGAAGAUGUCAAGGCUCGAGUGAUGGAGGAAACGGAUGGCAGAGGAGCAGAUGCAGUUGUCGAGGUUGUAGGAAGCAAGUCCGCCCUGCGCUCUGCGUUUGAUCUGAUUCGACCAUGCGGCAUUUUAUCAUCUGUGGGCUUCAAUCAAGGCGAGCUGCCUUUCACAGCACUUGAAUGUUAUCAAAAAAACAUCACUGUCAAUUUUGGUCGUGUGCCCGUACGCACAGUCUUCCAAGAUUCUUUGCAGUGUUUGUCAGUCAAUCAAAAGAGGAUGCAAAGCUAUAUAUCGCAUGAGUUCCCGUUGGAUGAUGUUGCUGAGGGGUAUGAAGUAUUCGAAGAGAGGAAGGCAAGAAAGGUUGUCCUGAAUAUUUCGAGUUAG